Spodoptera exigua (beet armyworm) is the source of this 798-nucleotide messenger RNA. The record is from the annotation of a GenBank genome assembly. NCBI's taxonomy places the organism in Eukaryota, Metazoa, Arthropoda, Insecta, Lepidoptera, Noctuidae.
AUGCGUCGGCACGAAUGUGUCGGCUCGACCGGAGUGACACCACGGCCUCACAGAAAACCGGCGAGAAGCAACACUUGUAUUUACGCCAUGGUUUGUGUGAUCUCCCAAUUCCAAGAAUACCUCGACGGUCGUGGCACUGCUGCCUUCGAAAACGUCGAUCGGAAUACGGUGCAGUACACGGCAACGGCUCAACAGACUACCACCACCAGCUCUGCUCCAAGUGGACGCCGUCGCUCCGCUGGACGACCUAUGCCAAGCCGCUGUGACCCUGAGGAGUUUUCCGAAGCACCCACCAAAAUCAUCAGUCCUAUUUUAAAAGUUCCUCCUAGUGAAGAACCCGAUAAAUUGACACGUGCGUCAGUGUUGUCGCGACCAAGUCGCUCGGCAGUGAAGAAACACGUCCAGUUCCCCGACGAACAAAGCUGCAUCGAGGAAGCAAUCGAGGCUCCUCAACCAGGUCCCAAUGAAAAACCGGGUGAGAACCUUUUCCUAAUGUCAAUGCCAUACGUUACCAAGGAUAUUCUCCUGUGUCGUGGAAGCGCGCGUCAUCUCCUCGUUGUGGAUGGAACUGGAGUCGGAAGCUCCAGCGCCAGAGCGCUGACGCCGGCGGAGCGAGCAGUACUACCGGCCAGUUUCCCGAGCUCGGAACGAGCGUCGGAAAAUGUCAGCAGCCGGAGUACCGCCCGCAGACGACACACAGAAGGAUUCCCUGUAAACUUACCGACCACUGGAUGCAAGAUUAACCUCGAUCAACAUGAAGCUAAUUGGCUGUACGCAAGCAGGGUAAUGCGAGGCUAA